AUGCAGUAUGGCGCUAAAGGUGAUGGCAAUGCCGACGAUACAAAGGCUUUUGAAAGAGCUUGGCAAGGUGUAUGUAAUGAUGACGGACAAAGGUCAACAUUAACUAUCCCAUUAGGCAAAACUUUCCUAGUGGGCCCAGUAAACUUUCAAGGCCCAUGCAAGUCCCCUGUUAUCCAUUUCCAGAUACGUGGUAUGGUUAUCGCCCCAGAAGACCCUAACUCAUGGAACGGCUGUGAAACCGGGGUAUGGCUACUAUUUUCGAAUGUCAACGGUCUAAUUAUGGAUGGUGGUGGUAUGAUCAACGGUCGUGGUCGCGCUUGGUGGACCAAAUCUUAUUUGACCUAUGAUAUCAAAAAUGCAUUCAAAUGUGCUGUGCCACCAUCGGCAUUGCAUUUUGAAAAUUGCAAUGGUCUACGACUAAGCCAACUUAAGCAUCGGGACAGCCCUAGAAACCAUAUUGGUCUAUCCAGAUGCAAUAAUGCGAGCCUCUCACAUUUAGACAUACUUGCACCUGCAAGUAGCCCAAAUACGGAUGGUAUAGACAUAUCAAUCUCAACCCAAAUACGAAUUCAACAUUCAGUGAUCAAAACUGGUGAUGAUUGUAUAGCCCUAAGCAAUGGAUCAUCUCAAAUCGAUAUUACUGGCAUAGAUUGCGGGCCGGGCCAUGGUAUAAGUAUCGGAAGCUUGGGCAUGAAUGGGGAAUAUAGUACAGUAGAAGGUGUAUAUGUGCGAAAAUGCAAUUUUUCUGGAACACAAAAUGGAGCAAGAAUCAAAACAUGGCAGGGAGGUUCGGGGUAUGCUAGAGAUAUCACAUUCGAGCAGAUCAAUCUUCACAAAGUGUAUAACCCAAUUCUCAUUGAUCAAUACUAUUGCCCUGGCAAACAUAAUUGUCCUAAAGGGUCGUCGGGGGUUAACAUUAGUGACAUAAGCUACAAGCUAUUUCAAGGGACAUCAAUUUCUCGAACCGCAUUAAAUUUCGAUUGCAGCAGCAACGUACCAUGCUCUGGCAUAUCUUUGGAUCGGAUAAACAUAACAUCCGCUGUGAACACACAACACACGAUUGCGUAUUGCAAUAAUGCGUACGGGACAAGUUCUUUCACAGAACCUAGUGCAACCUGUUUGUCACACUAG
Molecule: messenger RNA, 1131 nt
Organism: Erigeron canadensis
Lineage: Eukaryota; Viridiplantae; Streptophyta; Magnoliopsida; Asterales; Asteraceae
Product: probable polygalacturonase At3g15720
Exons: 9
Coding region: 1-1131 (376 amino acids)
Biological process (GO): carbohydrate metabolic process
Molecular function (GO): polygalacturonase activity
Source: RefSeq, a predicted model, not a curated record